Messenger RNA from Populus euphratica (Euphrates poplar), 1787 nucleotides. Its product is annotated as phospholipase A(1) DAD1, chloroplastic-like. The record is from RefSeq and is a predicted model, not a curated record. Lineage: Eukaryota; Viridiplantae; Streptophyta; Magnoliopsida; Malpighiales; Salicaceae. The transcript has a single exon. Gene Ontology annotation, biological process: lipid metabolic process. Gene Ontology annotation, molecular function: glycerophospholipase activity. Bases 184 to 1479 code for a protein of 431 amino acids.
UGCCUCCUGUUUCUCUUUCUCCCUAUAAAAAUGACCCUCCAAAACUCCUUGAAGGCAACAAUCACCAACAUCGAGAACUUCCUUCAUCUCCAUUCUUUGCCUCUUUCUCUCCUUUUCAAAUCUGAAAGAAAAAGAAAAAUCAAGUUCCUCUCUUCCAUAUAAUACAAAGAAUUAACCAAAGUCAUGAGGUCUUCUGUUGGACUUGCAAAGCCAUGCACAGUCCCACCCACUAGAGACAUGACAUUGGAGUGCUGCACUCUCACUCAACCCAUAAAACUCAAUAAAAAGUUCUUACAAAAUCAACCUCUAAAAAAUUGGGAAGGCUUGCUUGACCAUGAAUCGGCGACUGCAUCCCGGCCAGUUAAACUAAGACGGAAAUGGAUGGAGUAUCAAGGUAUUCGAAACUGGGAAGGUUUGCUUGACCCUCUUGAUGAUAAUUUACGUGGAGAAAUUCUUCGGUAUGGGCACUUUGUCGAUGCUGCAUAUAAGUCUUUUGACUUCGAUCCUUCAUCACCCGCCUAUGCAACCUGCCGGUUCCCAAAGAGCACAUUGUUUGAACGGUGCGGCAAACCGGAUACUGGUUACCGGCUAACCAAACAUCUACGUGCAACAUCGGGAAUCCAAAUCCCACGUUGGAUUGAAAAGGCACCUAGUUGGGUGUUUACCCAGUCCAGUUGGAUUGGAUACGUCGCCGUUUCUCUAAACAAGGCAGAAAUAGCGAGGCUAGGACGCCGAGACGUGGUGAUUGCCUUUAGAGGUACUGCCACUUGCCUUGAAUGGCUGGAGAAUCUUAGAGCAACCCUGACUCAACUUCCAAAUUCAGAUUGUGGCAAAAAAAGCUCGGACGAUUGUGGACCCAUGGUAGAAAGCGGAUUUUUGAGCCUGUACACUUCAGGAACACCAAUGGGUCCUAGCUUACAAGAAAUGGUGCGUCAAGAGAUCAAAAGGCUACUCCAUACUUAUGGUGAUGAACCUCUUAGCUUAACCAUUACAGGACACAGUCUUGGAGCUGCACUUGCGACUCUUGCUGCUUAUGACAUCAAGACUACAUUCAACUGUGCGCCACUUGUGACUGUCAUUUCUUUCGGAGGUCCGCGUGUCGGUAACAGGAGUUUCAGACGACACCUGGAAAAACAAGGAACGAAAGUGCUGCGUAUUGUAAAUUCAGAUGAUGUGAUAACAAAAGUACCUGGAUUUGUAAUUGAUGGGGAGAACAAUGUGCCAAAUAAAGGAGACCUCAAUAUGGCAAGCUUGCCUAGUUGGAUCCAAAAAAAGGUGGAGGACACACAAUGGGUCUAUGCAGAAGUUGGCAGGGAGCUAAGACUUAGUAGCAAGGAUUCUCCAUAUCUCAAUAGCAUCAAUGUAGCAGCAUGUCAUGAUUUGAAGACUUACCUGCAUCUGGUGAAUGGAUUUGUAAGCUCCUCCUGUCCUUUUAGAGCAAAAGCAAAACGAUUUUUUCAUAGUAACCACCGUCGAUAAAAUAAACAACCACGACGACAAUAAUAAUAAUAAAAGAACGAGUGGCCUAUGGAAGCUAGGGUUUAGGAUAUCAGUACAUAAAUUAAAUAAUACUUUGUUAUGGGAAGGUAGGAUGAAAUAUUCAUUUUUUCCCCAUAGUUGGCAUUACCCGCCAAAUGCGGGGGUGGGCAUUGCCAUUCUUUGUUAACAGAAGUUGAAAAUUGAAUCCACAUUGAUUUCCCUUCCCUGAAACUAAAAUGCAUAUUUCAUCAAUUUCCUUGCCUCCUUUUAAUCGGGCUUGGUGGAUCAUUUCUUCCCCUUUUCUUUCU